Messenger RNA from Funneliformis geosporum, 3786 nucleotides. The record is from the annotation of a GenBank genome assembly. Lineage: Eukaryota; Fungi; Glomeromycota; Glomeromycetes; Glomerales; Glomeraceae.
AUGUAUGAACAAGUUAAUAAUAAUGAAGGAAAUGAUUUUUAUUCAAUCACAGUAUUUACCUUCUCAACAAUAUUAAGUUGGUUUUUUUCUUUAGUAUCUUAUAUAACCAUAACUUUAUCCUCAUGGAUAUUGCGAAUCCUUUCAUGGUCGUUUACAUUACAAUUAAAUUUUAUUACCUUAUUAAUAAUUUUUGUAAUCGUGAUAACCAUAACAUAUUUGAUUGUAAGAUAUCGUAUAUUGACGAAAUAUUCCCGACUUCCAACAGAAACGACAGCAACAAAACAAGGUUCAUACGAUUUACAUCCAGAUGAUAAUGGAGAAAAUGUUAGUAAUAUUAAACAUUAUCCUGAUGAAUUCCUUAGCAUGUUUUUGGAAGGUAUUAAAAUAUUUGGAUAUUUGGAAAAACCAGUAUUUCACGAAUUAGCAAGACAUUUAUCUACAAAAAAGUUAUUGGCGGGAGAAAGUUUAAUGUUGGAAAAAGAAAGAAGUUUUUAUAUCGUCGUUGAUGGAUAUGUUCAAGUAUUUGUUAAAACGGCUAAUGAAGAAGAUAUUGUAUUGGACCCUUUUGAAAGUGAUGAUUAUAAUAGGGGAUAUCAAUUAUUAAAUGAAGUUACUAAUGGUGGAACUUUGAGUAGUUUAUUCACCAUUCUUAGUUUAUUCACCGAUGAUAUCGAUAUAAGCUCAAUAGAAGAUAAUGGAUGGUCAAAUGCGCAACCAGUUCAUACAAAAGGUGAACGGAAUACAAAUUUUCGCAAUUCUGCUUCUUAUAAAAGACCACAUAUUUUACGAAGGUUAUCAAAAGAUUUGGCAAACACAUCCGUUAAUCCUAAUAUAACAGCAAGGGCAACAGUUGACACUACAUUAGCGGUAAUACCAGCAGAAGCAUUUCACAGGUUAACGGAGAAAUUUCCAAAGUCGGUGGCAAAUAUAGUUCAAGUUAUAUUGACGCGUUUUCAACGCGUUACACUUUGGACGGGAUACAAAUAUUUGGGAUUAACAAAAGAUUUAUUAAGAACGGAGAAAUUAAUGAAUGAUAUAGCAAGUUUUGGACUUUCUAAAGAUUUCUUUAAAGCGGGAAGUAUGGAAAGGUUACGAAUGAAAUUCGUUGGAAAUAAUAAAAAAUAUCAUCCAAGAGAGAACAGACAUCAUGAUAUGGAUAUGAGUGAUAGUGGAUUAAUUAAUAAAGCGAAGAAGACUAAAUCAUCUGUUAGACCUAGAAUUGAUGUAAUAUAUGAAACACCCUUAUCACCAAAUGCUAAAGCAAAAGUACAACCGUCCAAUGGAUCACCUACUAGUCCAACUAAUAGAAAAGAUUAUGAUACAGAAGAUGAUUUGUAUCUUCGAGAAUCUGUACUUGAAGGAAUCUCAAAGGGUAUUGGAUUGCUACAAAGUAAUAACAAUAGUCGAAAUGCUACUACGGUAACUAAUUAUAAUAAUCAACAACAAAAUUCAAGACAUAAUUCACUUGAUUCAAAUUCAUCACAAGAAAUUGGUACUAGUGGUUCAUAUAGUAGUUUGACUACUUUAUUGAAUAUCUCAGAUGAUGAUUCGGUGGCGGAAACCAUCUCUUCGAUGACUAGUGAAUUAGAUAAUGAUGUUGAAAUUUUGUAUUAUCAAAAAGGUAGUUUAUUAGUAGAGGAAGGUGGUUUGGCAGGAUAUUUAGCUGCACUUACUGGAUUUCAUAGUUUUGUUAACAUUAGAGCGAGCACAGAUACGUAUGUUGGAUACUUAUCUAAACAAUCAUUAAACAGAUUAAUGGAAAAAAAUCCCAAUGUAUUAUUAACGUUGGCCAAAAGGUUAAUCACAUUAUUAUCACCAUUAUUGUUACAUAUCGAUUUUGCAUUAGAUUGGGUUCAAGUAAAUGCGGGACAAGUAUUACAUCGCAAAGGAGAUUCUAGCGAUAGCAUUUAUAUAGUAUUAAACGGACGUGUACGUACAAUUAAUGAGAAAGCAAAUGGUAUUAUUGAAAUUCUAGGUGAAUAUGGACAAGGUCAAAGUGUAGGAGAAUUAGAAGUGAUGACAGGUGCUCCCCGUCCAUAUACGCUUCAUGCCAUUCGUGAUACAGAAUUAGCACGUAUGCCAAGGACGCUAUUUAAUGCAUUAGCGCUUCGACAUCCAGAAAUUACCUUACAUAUAUCUCGUAUUAUUGCAUCACGUACGAGAAUACAGCAAGAAACCGAUUACAACAAUUCUAAUAAUAACGAAUUUGGUAAAAAUAAUGCUAAUCUUAAAACAGUUUGUAUAUUACCUGUUAAUGGUAACGUACCUAUAACAGAAUUUGCAGAAAAAUUAAAAAAUGCAUUGGUUAGGAUAGGUGAAAAUACCACAUUAUUAAAUCAAGAAAGUGUUAUUAAUGUAUUGGGUAAACACGCAUUUAAUAGAAUGGGAAGAUUAAAAUUAAUUAGUUGGUUAGCUGAACAAGAAGAAAAUGUUAGAAUUGUGUUAUAUUUAGCAGAUGGAGGAAGUAAUUCUUCAUGGACUCAAACAUGUAUCAGACAAGCAGAUUGUAUAUUAUUAAUUGGAACGGGAGAUGAUGAUUGUUCAAUAGGAGAAUAUGAAAGUUUUUUAAUAGGAACAAAAACCACGGCAAGAAAAGAAUUAGUUUUAUUAUAUCCAGAAAGAAACUGUACUCCCGGAUCAACAAGAAAUUGGUUGAAGAAUAGACCUUGGAUUCAUGCUCAUCAUCACGUAUCGAUGAGACUUAAACCACCAAUUCUUGAUGAUAAGUCAAGAAAAAACACAUUAAUGAAUAUUAAAGAUCAACUACAAAAAUAUUAUCCGAAACGUAUACCAAAACGAUCACCCGCAAUUUAUACCGGUAAUCGAAGUGACUUUUCUAGAAUCGCAAGAAGACUUGUAGGUAAAAGUAUUGGGUUAGUAUUAGGUGGGGGAGGUGCAAGAGGUAUUGCGCAUAUCGGUGUGAUCAAAGCAUUCGAGGAAGCAGGAAUACCAAUUGAUAUGGUUGGGGGUACAAGUAUUGGAAGUUUUAUUGGUGGAUUAUAUGCGAGAGACUCCGAUAACGUUGCAAUUUUGGGUAGAGCAAAGGCAUUUUCCGGUAGAACUAGCAGUAAAUGGAGACAAAUAAUGGAUUUAACUUGGCCGAGGACUGCUUGGUUUACCGGUCAUGUAUUUAAUAGAGGUAUAUGGAAAAGUUUCAGCGAUACGCUCAUUGAGGAUUUUUGGUUAUCAUAUUUUUGUAUCACAACUAAUAUUACUUGGUCACGCAUGGAAGUACAUAAAGCUGGUUACGCUUGGAGAUAUAUUAGAGCUUCGAUGUCAUUAGCUGCUUACCUUCCUCCUUUAUGUGAAAAUGGGAAUUUGUUAGUUGAUGGUGGUUAUAUGGAUAAUUUACCUGUUGGCGUAAUGAAAUCGAUGGGUGCAAAUACUAUAUUUGCUGUUGAUGUGGCAAGUCAUGAUGAUACAUCACCUGUUUAUUAUGGUGAUAGUUUAUCGGGAUUUUGGGUCUUAUUAAAUAGAUUCAAUCCAUUUUCUAAACAAACCAAUAUCCCUUCGAUGACCGAUAUUCAAUCUAGAUUAGCUUACGUUAGCAGUGUUAAAACUUUAGAAGAAGCAAAAAAUACACAUGGCUGUUUUUAUAUGCAAUUACCUGUACAACAAUUUGGUACUUUGGAAUUUAAUAAGUUUGAUGAAAUUCUAAAAGUUGGUUAUAAAGCUGGUAAAGAGAUGAUAAAAAAAUGGAAGGAUGAUGGUAAAUUGAGUCAUUUGUUAGAUCAGAAUAAAUCUGAUGACAAAAGGAAUAGAAUUCGUAGAAGAAAUAGUGUAUAA